CUUCCCUCCCUCUCUCUCUCUGCUCUCGUAGGUCCACAAUGGUACAGCCAGCAUCAGCAAACCUCGGUUCCGUCCAUCACUGCUUUUUUUCUUUCUUCAUCGUCUUGUUUUGAGUCUUUUUUGUUCUCCUCCUCACCUCUUCGCCAUCUUUAUGCACGUUUAAAGUCAGCCUUUAGCUAUGGUCACCGCAAUGUUUCUAAUCGGGAUGUUUUGAAAAAGGACUGUCACCGGACUGGGAUCGUCAUCAGCUGGCACGGAAUGGUAAGGCCGGGACACACUGGAUUAAAAGAGAUGCAGCCACAGAGGAAGGUAUUUAUGAGCAGACAUUUCUUAUAUAACUGCAGCCAACCAAUCCUGGAUGUGAAGAUAGCCUUUUGUCAGGGUUUUGGAAAACAAGUGGAUGUGUCAUAUAUCGCCAAACAUUACAACAUGAGCAAAAGCAAAGUGGACAACCAGUUCUACAGUGUGGAAGUGGGAGACUCCACCUUCACAGUUUUAAAACGUUACCAGAAUUUAAAGGCCAUUGGCUCUGGAGCUCAGGGAAUUGUCUGUGCGGGUUAUGAUGCUGUCCUGGACAGAAAUGUAGCCAUCAAGAAGCUGAGCAGACCCUUCCAGAACCAGACCCAUGCCAAGAGGGCAUACCGGGAGUUGGUGCUCAUGAAAUGUGUCAAUCACAAAAAUAUCAUCAGUUUAUUAAAUGUCUUCACACCACAGAAAUCAUUAGAGGAAUUCCAGGAUGUGUACCUAGUGAUGGAGCUGAUGGAUGCCAACUUGUGCCAGGUGAUUCAGAUGGAGCUCGACCAUGAGAGAAUGUCCUACCUGCUCUACCAGAUGCUGUGUGGUAUCAAACAUCUGCACUCAGCCGGCAUUAUUCACAGGGAUCUCAAACCAAGCAAUAUAGUGGUGAAGUCAGACUGCACCCUGAAGAUCCUGGACUUUGGUCUGGCCAGGACCGCAGGCACCAGCUUCAUGAUGACCCCUUAUGUGGUGACUAGAUACUACAGAGCCCCAGAGGUUAUCCUUGGCAUGGGAUACAAAGAGAACGUGGAUAUAUGGUCGGUGGGGUGCAUUAUGGGAGAAAUGGUGCGCCACAAAAUCCUCUUCCCUGGGCGGGACUACAUCGACCAGUGGAACAAGGUAAUUGAGCAGCUGGGCACACCCUCACCAGAUUUCAUGAAGAAGCUUCAGCCUACAGUGAGGAACUACGUCGAGAACCGGCCAAAGUACACAGGUCUCACCUUUCCCAAGCUCUUCCCUGACUGCCUUUUCCCUGCCGACUCUGAGCACAACAAACUCAAAGCUAGCCAGGCCAGAGACCUGCUGUCAAAGAUGCUGAUCAUCGACCCUGCUAAACGGAUAUCAGUGGAUGAAGCCUUACAGCACCCCUACAUCAACGUGUGGUAUGAUCCAACUGAGGUGGAGGCGGCCAGGGAUCUCAUCCAAAUAUCCAUGCCUCCACCUCAGAUCUACGACAAGCAGCUGGAUGAAAGAGAACACUCCAUUGAUGAAUGGAAAGAACUAAUUUACAAAGAGGUGAUGAACUUUGAGGAGAGAACGAAGAAUGGCGUUGUGAAGGGACAGCCUUCACCUUCAGGUGCAGCCGUGAACAGCAGCGAGAGCCUCCAUCCCUCCUCAUCCAUAAACGACAUCUCCUCCAUGUCCACCGACCAGACCCUGGCCUCAGACACUGACAGCAGCCUGGAGACCUCUGCAGGACCCCUGGGGUGUUGCAGGUGACUAGCCGCCUGCCUGCGAAACCCCAUGUUCUUCCGAAGUGUAUGAUCGGUCCCUCCACCACCCCACGGACUGGCCCACAGCCCUGCAUGUCAUUGUGUACCAUUAACCCCUCAUAGGUACAGGAGGUUGGUCUGUUUCACUGUGGUGUUGCCACCAGGAAAUGCUACUUAUUUAUUUGACUGUCUGAAAGAUAGAAGGCUUUUAGAAAGAGAUACAAAUGAUACAGCAGGUAGAUUAAAGGCGGGCGAUGAGUGUUAACCUCGUAGCAAUGUAUCUUUUUGUUCUAAAGUAAACUCAUUUUACCACACACUACACAAAAGACAAAAAUGUUUUUGUCAAUAAAAAAGGAUCUGGGAUAGAGGCUACCCAACAGUUAUGUUAACUACAUUAUUUCUUAGGUGGAAGAUUUAUUUAUUUAUUUAUUUAUUUUGAUAGAUGGAACCUGAAUAUGGCAAGUGCCUUUUGGAAUGAAGCAUUGCAAGUGCAGAAAUUAUAUAUAUUUUUUGGUUAUUUUUUUCUCUGCUUCUUCUUUUUCUGCCUUAAAACUGUCUGAAUCCCCAAGCCACCAACAUUGGUGGAAAAAUUUAAGGAAGAAAAACACAGUUUGGCCAGAUGUUGCCGCUUUUACUUAAGUUUCUAAAGUGACAUUUUGUGGUGUGAAAUCAAAUUGCUCUCUUCAGAUUGUAUGGCUUAAGACGUACGUAUGCUCAUACUAGUUUUUGCACAACAUGAAAGGUUUUCUGCCAUUUUCCAUAAGGAUUUAAUUUCUCCUUAUAACUGAAUCUCUAUAAAAUAGUGUGACCAGAUUUUCUCAAACUGGGACAUCGUCCAGUUACAGCCCACUACUGUAGGUCACAUCCAAUCGUUGAUAUUGCACCCAGAGCCAAUGCCAUCUGAUGUCCAUCUUAAUCACUGCUCACAAUAACAUUUUAGCUACAUUAGUUAAUUUAUGUUUUACUGCAGCUUUCUUCUCAUGCUUUAUAUAAAAUACAAUCCAACGAGAAGCAGGUGAUCUACAGUAUAACAUGUUUAUUAGUUUGUGUAUGUGUUAUUUAUACUUAGUUAUAUAAUUCCACUGUCAUAUUCCAUGUUCUCAGGCAGGUUGUGUGGGUUUAUGGGAAAAGAACCAUUAACAGAAGUUGGGUUGAGAAAUCAGAUUUUACCAGCAAAGAAAUAACUUCAAUAAACAUUUUUUGUUGUUAGAUGGACAGACAUUCUAGUGUUUGUGUGAGAAACAGAUUACUACUUGCUUUAUGCAUAAAAAUUGGAUUACCUGUCAUCACUUGACAAUCUGGUAACUGACAACAUACAAAGAUAAGGUUUCUGGACACUCAAGGAUGCUUAUUGCCCCUUGAUGAAUCAAACACAGACAUCUGUGAUUGUUUUUUGCACGUCAAAACAACAACUUUUUAAAAUAUUUCCUACUUAUGGAAAUUGCAUGGCUCAUAUGUCCACUAGUUUAGACUAAAGGUUCAAUCCCAGUCGUGACAUUGUUACAUCAUUGAGCAGUAAUGACAGCAGUGUUCAAGUGGACACCUCACAUCUAACUGUAAUCUCCGGUUCAGCUGCUACAGCACAGUGGUUUCCUUUCUGCAUGGAGUCUUCCUAAAGCACCCUGUCCAUGUACAUACAAUGUCUCAAAAUCCCUCCCCCCAAAAAAAUGAUAUACAUAACUUCUAAUGGCUACUUUGUUAACACUCUUUCUGCCUUUGGCUUGUGUACAGUGAACCACACACAGACUUACAGUACCUGACACAGAGGGUCACUGAGGGUGGCAUCUACAGAAUAAGCGACAGCUAGAUCAGCUUUCUGGUCAGGGUCUGGCCAAGGCAAUCUUUUAAAAAAACAGGGUGCAACUUUGAAAUUCUUUGUGUGUUUAAAAUGUUGAAUCUUUCACAAAGGGGUCUAAGUGUUUUGAGUUGACUCCUACAACCACAUAUAAUCACAACACUGUUGCAGUCAUUGCUGCAAGGGCAUUCUUACCCAUCCCAACUGCAUUCUUCUUCUCAAGUACAAAUACUGAAACAUCCUUUUUUCUUUGUCUUUCUCUGAAUGUGAUCUUUUUUUAUAAAGACAUCCCUCCAGACAAUUAUGCUGUAAUAAAAAAAAGGUGCUUUUGGUUCUGUUUAAUGCGCCUGAAUUUGAGAUGAUUUCUAACAGCUGGGUUGUCAGCACUGAAUGUAGAAAUGAAUUGUUUCACUUACGUCAUUGCUGCUCUGCUUUGUCAUUAGUGUGUGUGAUUUCAAAGGAACCAGCAUUCAACACAAACUGUCUGUAAAGUUGAAUUGGAAGAUAUGAUCUGGCAAUCUGGACAGAUUAUCCAACAGUUCAUGUUUUCACAUCUUUCUUUCAAUACAGGAUUUUGUGAGAUUGCUUUUAAGAAUGUUGAUGGCGCGUUGGUACAGUUGUGUGUUUGGAAGUAGUUCAUGUGUGUAUUCACGUUUAGUCACAUAAACUUUAGAAUUUAGAAAUGUGUCUCCUACCAAUCCUGAUCCUAAUUUUUGUUACGAGGGAUUUGAAAUUAUCUCUUGUCGAUUCAGGAUUAGGCCAAAUUCAUGCCAUUCAUUUCUAAUCUCAAUAUGGCUGACUUGUCAUUCAGCCAUAAUGUUUUGCCAAUAUAAAGUCAGAAGUUAGGAUACAUCUUAUACUCAGCUGUGCCAACAUAAAAUCUUUGGACUCAGUAAGUGAGACCCCCAGUUUAUUAAUUUUCACCUUUUUCUCUCAAGUCAUAUUGUAAAUAACAACAAUCCAACAAUGCAAUAAACAGUUUAUUGCACUCAGACAGGGAGGCAAGCUACUGCAAGGGUCGGGUGACGCUAACAUGUUUAAAUGUGGAUGAUUAAAAUGUGGAACUCUACAAUGAUGAAUCCCUGUAUAGCUCAUCUGAAUCAGGUGAUGUUGUUCUUCAAUUCCUUUUCGAUUCCUUCUCUCUUGUUUCUUUUACUCCGUGCUGUUUUAAUGAAUCAUUCUUUUGACAUUGUCAGGUUGAAAAAAAGAAAAUAAAUUGUAUCUGUUUUACGCUGAUCUCAAAGCUUCAGGCUAUGGCGUUUCAAAUAAAGUCAAAACAAUGCUAAAAGAAAAAGAAAAAAAUGUACUGAAAGCUGUUACUGUAAACACAACAUUUUAAAGGAACUGUGUAUGUAAAAAUAGUAUAUGUAUGUGAUUGAAAAUAAAUAAAAUCUUUGAUCUUG
Messenger RNA from Perca flavescens (yellow perch), 4928 nucleotides. RefSeq names its product mitogen-activated protein kinase 10 (gene mapk10). The record is from RefSeq and is a predicted model, not a curated record. Gene Ontology annotation, molecular function: ATP binding; MAP kinase activity. Gene Ontology annotation, biological process: protein phosphorylation. Lineage: Eukaryota; Metazoa; Chordata; Actinopteri; Perciformes; Percidae. The transcript has 16 exons. Bases 259 to 1737 code for a protein of 492 amino acids.